Molecule: messenger RNA, 1587 nt
Organism: Magnolia sinica
Lineage: Eukaryota; Viridiplantae; Streptophyta; Magnoliopsida; Magnoliales; Magnoliaceae
Product: dof zinc finger protein DOF4.6
Exons: 2
Coding region: 185-1048 (287 amino acids)
Biological process (GO): regulation of DNA-templated transcription
Molecular function (GO): DNA-binding transcription factor activity; DNA binding
Source: RefSeq, a predicted model, not a curated record
GGUAGAGAGCGGCCUUAUAGACGCGUGUCACCCGCAAACCUGCUCUCUCUCUCUUCUACACAGAGAUAUGGUGUAUCAACACAUAAAAACUCUUUACUUCAUACACUCUCAGAUAUCCCUUGCAUUAGAAGAGAGCUCCAGUCUAAGGAUCUGAUUCUCCUGUUGAAGAACUCUAAGAGCUUGUAUGGAUACUGCUCAAUGGCCCCAGGAAAUUGGGGUGGUUAAGCCCAUGGAGGAGAUGGUCUCAACCACAUGCUCAAGGCCAUUGAUGGAGAGAAGGGCAAGGCCCCAAAAGGAGCAGGCCUUGAACUGCCCAAGGUGCAAUUCCACCAACACAAAGUUCUGUUACUACAACAACUACAGUCUCACUCAGCCAAGGUACUUCUGCAAGACAUGUAGAAGGUAUUGGACUGAAGGAGGAUCUCUCAGGAAUGUUCCUGUUGGAGGUGGUUCAAGGAAGAACAAGCGAUCAUCAUCGUCUUUAUCUUCAUCGUCAUCGGCUUCUGCUGCUUCGAAGAAGACAUCCGAUCUCAACCCUCCGAUCUCAUCCUCACAAUCCUCUUUCCAGAAUCCGAAAAUUCAUGAAGGGCAGGACCUUAACCUGGCAUUCCAUACCACCCAAGAUUACCAUAACAUGUCUGAAUAUGUUGAAUUGCCCAAUAGCAACAACAGUAGAAAUCCUGCUGCUGGUGCUUCUUCAUCUUCCUCGGCUUCUCUUUCAGCUCUUGAGCUUUUGAGUGGUAUUUCUUCAAGGGGUCUGAGUUCUUUCAUGCAGAUGCCGAUGCAGAAUCCGGACGCUGUCUACCCAUCUGGGUUUGGUGGUUUGCAUGAUUUCAAGCCGUCCCUCAAUUUUCCUUUGGAUGGGCUUGUUGGUGGCGGGAGCGGCAGCGGGUAUGGCAAUAUUCAAGGGGUGGCAGAGGGUAGUGGGAGGCUGUUGUUUCCUUUUGAGGAUUUGAAACCAGUUCCAAAUACCGAUUUUGAGCAGAAUAGGGGGCAAGGAGACUCAUCUGGGUAUUGGAAUGGGAUGUUAGGUGGAGGAUCUUGGUAGAAGAAGAAGAUGUUUUUUUUUUUCUUUUUUUUUCUUUUUUAUCUUCAGGGUGGAUGACUUGUUUGGACUUGUUCAGGAACUAACAGAUAGGAUACAUGGAGGUGUCCUUCUUCUUUUUUUUCUUUUUUUUUUUUUAAAUUAUUGUGAAGAUUUGAAGCUUAUUUUAGGUUGGCUUCAAAUGGGUGUCUUGAAAAGAAGUGGAUUUUUGCUAUGAAGCGAUAGAGGAAGAGAUCAAGAUGAAGAAAGCCCGGAUUUUUGCUAGGGCAACUGCAUGUUGAAGAAGAAGAAGAAGAAGCCUGCUUCUAGGGUUGCACCACGGCCUAAUCCACGGAUUUCUAUCUUCAAGAAGAAGAAAAGAUAGGGGGAAAGAAAAAAAGAAAAGAGAGGGAGAGAGAGAGAGAGAGACACCCAAGUGCUGUAUGUUUUGGUGGGUUUGUGGAAAAUAAUGUAGCAUGAGUUUUGUGGAAUUUGUAUGGACAAAAAAAGGACCUGUUUAUUUCUUUCUUUUAUUUUCAAUUUUAAACAAAAAAGAGUUUUUA